This is a messenger RNA of Monopterus albus (swamp eel), 3010 nucleotides long. It is a transcript of the gene pla2g6, whose product is annotated as phospholipase A2, group VI (cytosolic, calcium-independent). Gene Ontology annotation, molecular function: protein binding; long-chain fatty acyl-CoA hydrolase activity. Lineage: Eukaryota; Metazoa; Chordata; Actinopteri; Synbranchiformes; Synbranchidae. The transcript is spliced from 19 exons. The coding region runs from base 189 to 2651 and encodes 820 amino acids. Gene Ontology annotation, biological process: positive regulation of ceramide biosynthetic process; cardiolipin acyl-chain remodeling. Gene Ontology annotation, cellular component: mitochondrion. The record is from RefSeq and is a predicted model, not a curated record.
GGUCUCCUGUGCUGGUGCAAAAGAAAACCCGAGCAUAUUCUGUGUAUUAUGUCCCGCCUUCUUUAGAUCUUCAUCUUUGAUUGGAUUAGAUCGCGUCAACCAUGUUUGUAGCAGGUUAGGUUGCAGUGUCAUGGCUGUUGAUUCAUCUGUGAGAAGUCAACCCCCAGCAGGUCUGAUAACGGGUAACAAUGCAGUUCCUAGGGCGGUUUUUGGACACAGUCUCCACUGUGUCAGCCCUCUUCACCAAACCAUACCGGGUCCGGGACGUGCCGCUGUCUGACUAUGAUGGAAGAGGCAAAGUCAAGCUGAAAGAGGAAGGACGCCUGGUCCUGUACAGAAACGUCCAGAACCCGUCAUGGGACUGUCUGCUUAUGUGUCCUGAGACGCCAGCUAUGGCUCUGAGACUGUUUCAGGUGACAUCAGAGGAGGAUGCCAUGAACUGGUUCCCGCAGUAUGCCCUCAAGCUUCGCCCUUUCUAUGAGACACUUCCUCUGAAGGCUGAGAACACCCAGGCAAUCGUGGACUGUAUCCGCAGCCACCCAGACUGGAGCUCCGGCCACAUCGCUGUGGAAAAAGGCCUGAGAAUGUGUCUUAAACAUAACUAUGUCCAGAGUCAGAUCAAUGCUCGUGACGCAUCAGGUCAGACACCGCUGCAUCUGGCAUGUGAGCGUGGUGACACAGUGUGCGUGAAAGAGCUGUUGGAGGAAAGCCAGGCUCGCACUGACAUCAAAAACCACAAUGGAGAGACACCCAUGCACUGCGCCGCCAAGCAGGAUUCGCCUGCUCUCAUCCAGAUCCUGUGCUCACGGUUGUGCACGGGGGUGAACGAGUUGAACAAUGCUGGGGAGACACCGCUGCACAUUGCCUGCCGUCUGGGACGCAUGGGGGCCGUCAGAGGUCUGCUGGACGGUGGGGCCAAGUGUGAUGUCAUUGGUGGCGCCGGCUACCCCAUCCACAGUGCAAUGAAGUACAGUGAGAAGGGCUGUGUGGAGGAGAUCCUCAGAGCAGAUCCAGAGCAGCUACGGGCUGAGGACGCUUUGUAUGGAGGGACGCCUCUCCACUGGGCCAAAACUGCUGAGAUGUGUCGGACACUGCUGGAGCAAGGCUGCUCAGUGAACUACCUCAGUAAAACGGGGGAGAGCGCCCUCCACAUUCUGACCAAGAGGGGCCGCUUUGAGGCGGCCAUGGUGCUGCUCACCCACGGAGCGGAUGCUAAUCUGAAGGGGCAGGAUGGGAACACAGCCCUGCACCUAGCUAUGAAGAUGGACCACAUAGACAUGAUCAAAGCUCUGAUUGUCUUCGGAGCUGAUGUGGAGAUUCACAACGACCUGGGAGAAUCACCUGGACUCAUUGCAGCACGCAGCAGCAAAGGUGCUAAUAGAAAGAUACUGCUGGACAUGCUGUGUAGUGUAGGGGUCCAGAGGUGCCUCCCCCCCUCUCCCAGCAGUGCUCCUCUCAUCUUAAACAACGCCAGGCCUCCAGGCAUAGGAUUUGAUGACAUCAUGCAUGUCGGUGCUGCAUUCGGUGCAAUGAGCAGAGGCACAACUGAUGUGGACGGCCCCACUGGGGUGAAAAAGAAAAUGGACAGACUGCUGUGUCUGGAUGGUGGAGGUAUAAGAGGCCUGGUGCUGAUCCAGAUGCUCAUCUCUCUGGAGAAAGAGGCUGGUCGGCCCAUCCGAGAGCUCUUUGACUGGGUGGCCGGCACUAGCACCGGGGGCAUCCUGGCCCUUGCUGUAGUCCAUGGAAAGUCCACGGAGUAUCUGCGCUGCCUGUACUUCAGGAUGAAGGAGCAGGUGUUCAGAGGAUCACGGCCCUAUGAAUCGGCACCACUAGAGGACUUCCUGAAGAAAGAGUUUGGCGAGCACACCAAAAUGACAGAUGUCCAGUACCCCAGGGUGAUGGUGACAAGUGUUCUUGCAGACAGACAUCCAGGCGAGCUGCACAUCUUUAGGAACUACAGCCCUCCCUCCAUCCACAGAGAGCCCUCAUAUACCACCACUGCCACAUUCCAGCCCCUCACCAUCCCACAAGGAUGGGAGGAUGAGGAUGUGUUGAUGAUAGGAUACACAGAGGAGCCUGCCAGAAAGCGUAGAAGGGUGACAGAUGAAGAACAGCUUGUGUGGCGAGCUGCCCGCUCCAGCGGUGCUGCUCCCACCUACUUCCGACCAAUGGGCCGCUUUCUGGAUGGAGGGCUGCUGGCCAACAACCCGACACUGGAUGCCAUGGCGGAAAUCCACCAGUACAACAAAGUUUUAAAAGCAGAGGGCCGUGGGAAAGAGAUCAAGAAGUUGGGCAUAGUGGCCUCCCUUGGUACAGGUAAACCUCCUCAGGUGGUGGUGAACUCUGUGGAUGUUUUCCGGCCCUCCAACCCUCUGGAGCUGGCCAAGAGCUUUGUAGGAGCAAAGGAGCUGGGCAAGAUGCUGGUGGACUGCUGUACAGACUCUGAUGGCUGUGCAGUGGACCGAGCCAGAGCCUGGUGUGAAAUGACGGACACCAUCUAUCACAGAUUGAGCCCCGAGCUGUCACAGGACGUAAUGCUGGAUGAAGUGAGUGACACGGUCCUGGUGGACAUGCUGUGGGAAACUCAGAUGUACCUAUAUAAGAAGAGGGACAUCCUCCAGUCCCUGGCAAAGGUGCUGCUGGAUAACUAACAGCCCAAGAAAAUCUCAAGGAGAGGCUGUGAAGAUGGGACUAUGAGGACAAAGGAGAGUCCUGUGCUUGGAGGCUGUGACUAAAUUGGGUCACAAGGCACAAAUAUUACUGAGUCAUGUGGUGGAUUCAAGGUUGUGUGUGUGUGUGUGUGUUCUUUCUUUAGGACAAACCUGUUGACACAAUGAGACCACAGUGACUUUAAUAUUUACUCUGAAAUGUCAGUGCACAGGAGCUAAUGUGCAGAACAACAACUGACUUAAAGUCUAUGAAGGGUACGUUAUGUAGCAUCAUGUUAACUUUACUGUUUAUAUACAAAGCAAUGAAGGACAGAGUGUAGAGGUUUCCCUUUUUUAUUAUA